Corvus hawaiiensis (hawaiian crow) is the source of this 1460-nucleotide messenger RNA. RefSeq names its product DNA repair protein RAD51 homolog 1-like. Lineage: Eukaryota; Metazoa; Chordata; Aves; Passeriformes; Corvidae. Gene Ontology annotation, biological process: DNA strand invasion; reciprocal meiotic recombination; chromosome organization involved in meiotic cell cycle. Gene Ontology annotation, cellular component: condensed nuclear chromosome. The record is from RefSeq and is a predicted model, not a curated record. The transcript is spliced from 4 exons. The coding region runs from base 171 to 638 and encodes 155 amino acids. Gene Ontology annotation, molecular function: ATP binding; single-stranded DNA binding; DNA strand exchange activity.
GGACGGGGGGUCGCCUUGGCGACCUUGACGCCGCCAUUGUCCCCAGCGGAGCGUGUCCUGGGGUCUCCCCGCCCCGGCAUCUUCCGGCCCCGGCAUCUUCCGGCCCCGGAACCUCCUGUCCCCAGAACCCCGGCACGUUGCCCGACCCGCCCCCGAGCCACCCGUCCCUCAUGGUUACGCGGGGCCCGGGCGCCGCCGGCGCCGCAAGAUGGCGGCGGGCAGGCCCUGAGGGGGAGGCUCGGAGCCGCCCUGCUGCCGCCCCGCUGCCGGAGCUCAGCGCUCUGUGCUCCCUGCCCAGCGCUCUGUGCUCCCUGCCCUGCCGUCGUGGCAAGGUUCGAAAUGCCUUGUGCGGUACAGCUCCAGCCGCUGAGAGAGCCCCCGACACAGAAAGACAUUUUGCUGAGUUUCUGAGACUCUCAGUGACAAACCAUUAUGAAAACCCAGUGAAAGAGACGGAGAUGGAGUUAGCCAGGGCUUCUCAGGAGGAUUGUCUUCUUCAUCCCACCCUGACAAGGCUGUACCUGCGGAAAGGCCGAGGUGAGACCAGGAUCUGUAAAACCUAUGACUCUCCGUGUCUUCCCGAGGCUGAAGCCAUGUUUGCUAUCAAUGCUGACGGAGUGGGAGAUGCUAAAGACUGAAAGCUCCUUUUCUUCCCCUGAAGCCCAAGACUCUGUGCCCAUAAGAAGCUCCUUUCUUGGUGGCACCUUAGGGAUACUUCCCAAGGCAGCGGGCAGAGGAAGCUGUGGUGUGUCAGCGUGGGAACCGUCGGGACACACCGAGCACAGCCAGAGCUGUUGGGAAGAGAUUCCCUCUGGGCUGCAGGCACAGAUUAGGUCAGUGGCUUCCUCAGCAACAUUCCCAGAGGACCAUACCCUGCGUGUUUUCCUGGAUCCCACCGUGGACACGGUGCAGCAGAACCUCGGUGGCCGCAGUUGGGAACUUGGUGAAUUGGAAGCAAAGCUGAAGGAUUUGUCUCCUAAGAGGAGUGGUGAUUUAUAAACCAAAGCAGAGUGCUAUUCCACACGAGGGAUCUGGGAUUGCUGAUGGUCCCAAUCCAUAAUCUUUCUGUUCAUUUUCUUUUGGAUGCUGCAGCCUGCUGGCUUAGGGGAGCUGUUCCUUUACAUUUCAGUUUAAUUUUCUGUAGUUCGUUAAUACUCUCUGGAAAUCUGCUUUAAAUAAAAAGGCCCCUGAGGACAUUGAUGAUGGCCCAGGUUCCUGGGAUUCACAGGUGGGUUUUCAGAACAGGGGCUGUUCUGGCUGGCAGAAGCUGCACCAAUCUCCUGGGAAUCUCAGUCUGGGUUUGUCUUUUCUCCCAGUUCUCCUCAGUUUGGGGGUGCAGUGCAGCCCUGCCCUGUGGAUCUCCUCGAAGAGUUUUGGGGGUUAAAAAGGUUCUUUUAUAUUCUGCAAUAUUUCUCUAGAACUCAAUUAAAAAGAAUAAUAACAUGUUGAUGUGAUCUUAA